Effrenium voratum is the source of this 2181-nucleotide messenger RNA. NCBI's taxonomy places the organism in Eukaryota, Dinophyceae, Suessiales, Symbiodiniaceae. The record is from the annotation of a GenBank genome assembly.
AUGGUGCAUCGGCACCGGGUGGAGCACCAGCAUCCCAAACUACAAUCCGCCCGGCAGCCGAGCGAGCGGGCUUUCGCGUCGCGCGUUUUCGGCGGACGGAGGCGGGACCUCAUUGCCAACGUGCGGCUCAUCCUGCGGAGGCAAGAGCCAGUCGCCAUGACACCGUGGUACCGCGGCUUCAAGGGCGCCGUGCGGCCUGUGGAGAACUUCCCUGGCAAGUUUGAGGCAAUGGGCGUGGCACAGCAGAAGGGCCGCGUGCGGCUGGAGAUCACCGAGCUGCCGGUGAAGCGCUGGACACAGGACUACAAGGAGUGGCUCGUGGAGCAGCUGCCAAAGUCCGGAAACGAGAGGCGUGCCAGCAUCACCGAGAUGAGGGAGUACCACUCCGAGAACUCCGUGCACUUCUCGCUGUCCAUGACGCCGGAUAAGCUGGCGGAGGCGGAGCGCCGGGGCUUUGAGAAGACCUUCCACCUGCGCUCCACGCCGAAGCGAUCGAAAGCGAAAGCGACGAAUCCCAUGGCGCCCCCGGUGCUGUUGGUGGUGGGUGCGGCGGGGGCGGGCAAGAGCUCGCUGGUGCAGCGCCUACUGACGGGUGAGCCGGCGCCAAGGCCCAGUGUGGGCAUCGAGUCAGGCAUGUUCUACAGCCUGCAGCCGGAGGAGGCCGAGACCUCAGACCUGCGCCGCGCGGUGCCGCUGGGCGGCGUGGGCUUUGAGAUCAUGGAGAUCGGAGGCCGCGAGCCGGUGCACCGAGAGAUCCCAAGGGGCAGGGACGUGUGCGGCCUCAUGGUGUGCUAUGACUCCAGGGACCGCACCUCUUUCUUCCGACUCUGGCAUGUGCUGUGCCGACACCGGAUGGACCGGCACAUGGAGAUCUCCUCAUCCGACGUCUGCGCGAAAGGGGCCUUGGCAGCGGUGCUCUGCGGCACCAAAGCUGAUCUCCCGGGUGAGCCCGCCAUACCACAGGCGGAGGUGCGCCGCUUCGCGGAGGCCAACGGCCUGGUGCCGGUGAUGACCUCCGCACAUAGCGGGCAAGGAGGUUACCCAGAGUUCAUUCAGCCCGAGGUUGUGGCAGUGGAUAGCGAAGCGCUGCUGGAGGAGGAGGAUGUGCAGCCGCCAGACCUGCAGGAGAGGAAGGUGCUGAACCAGAGGCUGAAAUAUGGCCUGGCUGCCCUUGCGCUCCUGGCGACGCUGGCGGUCAUCGGCGCCGGUCACCGAUCCGAGCCCAGCGUGGCCGAGCUGAAGGCGCAGGUGCAGGACUGGGAGCAGAUCCCAGGCAUCGACGAGGUGGUCGAGCACGCCAAGGGGCUGGAGCUCCAAACCCCUCGGCACCUGGAGGAUUUGUUCUACGGCUCGCAGCCCACGGAGCUGCCGUGGAUCCGCACGGAGUGCACCAUCGACGUGGUGCAGGCCACCGCGUACCUGGGCCAAGCUGUGGUCUUCCUCUACAAGUCCAUCGACUACCCUGGUCUGCGUUGUCCAGAUGACAGCCCAGCAGGCUGUGCUGCAAGCGUGGCUGGAUUCAUUACUUCCAUCACCUGGAUCGCCUCGUACCUGUCCUUUGCUGCCAACGCCUGCGGCCAGUCCGUCAGGCCUGCGGCGCUGUGCGCUGGGGACUGGACAGCGCUGAUGGCGAACUUCGGAGAGAUGGCCACGGUGGGGGCGGCGGUGAAGGAGGAUUGCGACUUUGGGAAGGACUGGAAGUCCAUAUUGGACCUGGAAAAGGAGCCCGAGACCAUCCCCCACGAGUACUGGCUCCAUUUCGAGCCCAAGAUCGACUCCGAGCAUAGAGAUACUUUGUUGAAAUGGAAAGGCUUCCAAACCGCUCACCGGAACCGGAACUUCGACGUGGCCCAGUGCGUCUUCGACGUCACCAACUCGGCCUCCUACAUCGUGCGGGCGAUUUUGCAGAUCCGGUCCGCGGCACUGGCGUGCCCGGAGCCGAGGGCCUGCGCCAUCAACAUCAUGAACAUCAUCUCCUCCUUCGCGUGGAUCUCCCAGUUCACGGCACUCGCCGUGUCCGACUGCUCCAAAUAUGGCAGCCAGAAUGCCCUUUGCGCCGCGGACAUCAGUGACAUGGUGGCCGCGGUGACCAACGGCCCCGCCGCGGGGGUGGCGUCCACCUCGGACUGUGCGGAUCUGCCGGACCCGGAGGACGAGCUUCACCACCUGCCCAUGGCCUGA